GSUCCCUAACUAUUUCAACUUGGAAUACAAGACGCUGCUCACAUUUCCACAUGUUUWUUAGCUUUGGAAAGCAAAUUAAUGUCUAAAUAGUGAAAAUAAGACCUGUGCAAUGUUGUGCGCAAUUUUUCCAACAUCAUGACACUUAUUUGGAGUCUCUGGCUCAAGUGGUUUGAAAGCUAUUGAGGUUUGAAAGCGCGAAUAUCCGUCGAAUAUCGAACUUGAAACUGUCUUAACCUCGGUUAUUCUAACGAGCCCAACACGUAAAUCGGCUAGUCCCCGCCCUGACCGCGUCAGUCAGUCAGUCAGUAGGCUACAGUCUUUGUGCAUCACGAACAGACAGGAACAUUGAACUAGCUUKCAGUCAGAAAUAACGGAAAGCUGAGGACCACACCAGAUCCACAAGGACAUGAUUGCCGCUGCUGCCCUAAAAAACACCCAUCGACAAACCGCUAUAGAAUCUAGGCUGUCAGACAGAUAUCACUAGGCAGGAGCCAUGAUUCCUGUGACGGAGUUCCGGCAGUUCUCAGAGCAGGAGCCAGCAUUCCGGGUUCUGAAGCCCUGGUGGGAUGUGUUCACAGACUACCUCUCUGUGGUCAUGCUAAUGAUCGGAGUGUUCGGAUGCACCCUACAGGUGGUCCAGGACAAAAUCAUCUGCCUUCCACAGAGAAUAUCAAUGGCGAACCAAACAAUACCCUUACCAAAUAAAACCGAGCUGGUCUCACCUGUUGUGUCGCAGGAUGUGCAUGAGAUGAUGGGCCUGAAAACCAACCUGGACCUUCAACAGUACAGCUUCAUAAACCAGAUGUGCUACGAGAAAGCCCUGCACUGGUACGCCAAGUACUUCCCUUACCUAGUCCUCAUACACACCCUCAUCUUCAUGGUGUGUAGCAAUUUCUGGUUCAAGUUCCCAGGCUCCAGCUCUAAGAUAGAGCAUUUCAUCUCCAUCUUGGGAAAGUGCUUCGACUCCCCCUGGACUACUAGAGCUCUGUCUGAGGUGUCUGGAGAGAACCCAGAGGAGAAGGUAUUGUUGGACAACAAGAACAACAGUGCCAGCAAAGCGAUCCUCAAUGUGUCUGUAGAGGGGAACCUGGACAGCCUGGAGAAGACCCAGUCCCUCAAAUCCAUCCCAGAGAAGAUCGUAGUGGACAAGCCCACAGCCAGCGCCCUGGAUAAGAAGGAAGGAGAACAGGCCAAAGCUCUAUUUGAGAAGGUGAAGAAGUUCCGCCUGCACGUCGAAGAGGGGGACAUCCUCUAUGUUAUGUAUGUUCGCCAGACUGUUCUCAAAGUGUUCAAGUUCCUCCUCAUCAUCGCGUAUAACAGUGCUUUAGUCUCUGAGGUGCAGAUCACAGUGAAGUGCAGUGUGGACAUACAGGACAUGACGGGAUAUAAGCAUUUCUCCUGUAAUCACACCAUGGCCCACCUGUUCUCUAAGUUGUCGUACUGUUACCUGUGCUUCGUGGCUGUGUACGGAUUCACCUGCCUCUACACUUCCUACUGGCUCUUCUACCGCUCGCUGAAGGAGUACUCCUUUGAAUACGUGAGGCAAGAAACGGGAAUCGAUGACAUCCCAGACGUGAAGAAUGACUUUGCCUUCAUGCUGCACAUGAUCGACCAGUACGACCCACUGUACUCCAAAAGGUUCGCAGUGUUCCUGUCUGAGGUCAGUGAGAACAAACUGAAACAGCUGAACCUGAACCAUGAGUGGACACCAGAGAAGCUGCGUCAGAGACUGCUGACCAACCAUAACAACAGACURGAGCUGCAGCUCUUCAUGCUGUCUGGGCUCCCGGACACCAUCUUCGAGGUGACAGAGCUCCAAUCCCUGAAGCUAGAGAUCAUCAACAACGUAUCCAUCCCAGCCUCCAUCGCCCAGCUGGAAAACCUCCAGGAGCUGUCUCUGUAUCAGUGUUGCUUAAAGAUCCACACCACAGCCACUUCCUUCCUCAAGGAUAACCUUAAGGUSCUCAGGGUAAAGUUUGAUGACAGCAGGGAGCUGCCUCAUUGGCUGUACCACCUACGGAAUCUAGAGGAGCUCUACCUCAUUGGCUCACUGAGUCCUGACGCUUCUAAGAAUGUGGUUCUGGAGUCUCUAAGGGAGCUGAAGAAUCUGAAGACCCUGUCGCUCAAAAGUAACUUUACAAAGAUCCCCCAGUCCAUCGUGGACGUGUCCAGCCACCUGCAGAGACUGUACGUUUACAACGAUGGCACCAAGCUGGUGAUGCUCAACAACCUGAAGAAGAUGGUGAACCUGACUGAACUGGAGCUGGUGCACUGUGACCUGGAACGCAUCCCACAUGCUGUCUUUAGCCUCACGAACCUACAGGAGUUGGACUUGAAGGAAAACAACCUGCGCUCCAUUGAGGAGAUAGUCAGCUGCCAGCACCUCCACAAACUGACGUGCCUGAAACUCUGGCACAACAGUAUCUGCUAUGUCCCUGAGCACAUCAAGAAGCUGGGCAGCCUGGAGCGCCUCUACUUCAGUCAUAACAAGAUAGAGAUCUUGCCCUCGCACCUGUUCUUAUGCAACAAGCUUCGUUACCUGGAUCUGUCCAACAACGACAUCCGGUUCAUUCCGCCGGAGAUCGGUGUCCUACAGAGUCUUCAGUACUUCUCUGUUACGUGCAACAAGAUUGAUAACCUCCCAGACGAGCUCUUCUUUUGCAAGAAGCUCAAAACCCUCAAGCUGGGCAAGAAUACGCUGUCAUUGCUCUCACCAAAGAUCUCAUACCUGGUUCUAUUGACACACCUGGAACUGAAGGGCAACCAUUUUGAGCUCCUGCCUCCAGAGCUGCGAUUCUGCCGGGCGUUGAAGCGUGGCGGCCUAGUGGUGGAGGACGUCCUGUUUGAAACCUUGCCUUCGGAUAUCAGAGACAAAAUGAAGGCUGAGUGAAAUGCCUUACAGAAUCUGUGCAAAAGGCCCUGCGAUACAUUAGCAUCCUGUCCAGUGGGUGUACUUGUACAUCAAGCUGCCUCACAUUACAUAAACAGGAGAUUGGCUCCUGCCCUAUGGGCCUAUCUGGCUCGGACAAAGCAAGUUACUUAUAUGUGCAAAAAGAAAAUGCCAAUCUUGUCUUAAUCUGACAAUCAUAGUCUACCAAAAUUGUAGAUUUKACUGUAUACUUAGUUUAUCAUGAUCAAACUCUAAGCAGUAUACUGUUCUGGGGUGGAAAUUGUGAUAUUCAUGMACAGCAAAUUCUCCAGUGUUAAAUCAACACUUACAGUGACAAUUGUUCUAUACGGGUCCACACGAUUAACACUUUUAGUGUUAUGCAAUAACACUUCAUAUAGUAUUUUUAACACUAGGAAGUGUAUAUAGUUUACACUAAUGGUGUUAUGCAAUAACACCUCAUAUAGUAUUUUUAACACUAGGAAGUGUAUAUAGUUUACACUAAUGGUGUUAUGCAAUAACACCUUAUAUAGUAUUUUUAACCAUUACGCAAAGAGGUCUGUAUCUGUUGACAAGGUCGCUGGUGUUGGAUUAAGGAGAUUACAAUAACAAUAACGUAUUUAAUACUACUUGUUCUUAUGUAAGCAUUUACAAAGACUUCAGGACUGGCAGCAGACAUAUUCGAACUUGAAUAAGUAUAACCAUAGACCACUUAAACUGAUACAACACUUCCAUUCAUGGGUGCCAAAAACAACGAAUUUAAAGCCACGCCUCAACUAAGCCACACCUCCAAUAUAAUUUCCCAGUGCCUUGCCUUUUCAAGUUAAUUGUAGAUUUACCACCCAUGACAGUAUUUGUUAGUGGCAGAGACAUGGUUGUUGAAUUUAUUAAUUUCACUCCUGUGGACUUCCCACUAGAGGUGAAUGUUAUCAUUAAAAUGUAAUGCUUUAGGACAAUACAUUAAAUAUAUAAGGCCUUACUUUCAUGGCCAAGUUUUACCCUAACACAKUGGUGUUAGGACAAUCCUGGUUUAGAGGCCACAUCUGCAAGUCACAUUAYGCAGGCUUGCAAAGUGAUGUAAUUCCUAUACGAAACCAGAUUUUUAAUCAUUCAGAAUGAAUGUAAGGGUUAGGAACAUUGUGAGGAGACUACCUAAGUCAGGGAUGGGCAACUCCAGUCUUCAGGGUCCAGAUGGGUGUCACAUUUUUUCCCUUUCCCUAGCAAACACAGCUGAUUAAACUAAUUACGUUCUAAAUUAGCUAGGGCAAAAUGUUGACACCAAUCAGGCCCCUUGGGGCCCGAGUUUCCCACCCCUUAUCUAAACCAUUUAAACUGGAACAGCCAUUUAAGUAAUAGUUGCAUUUAUUGCAUCCAUCUGAUUGGAUUAGUUGAGAAAAAUGUAUGUUAUUUAAAAAUCGUAUUUGUGUACAAUAAUAUUAAUCAAUCAAUGUACAUGCAAAAACACAGAUAUUAAAAACAAUCCUAAAAAUGA
Messenger RNA from Salvelinus sp. IW2-2015, 4379 nucleotides. RefSeq names its product volume-regulated anion channel subunit LRRC8C-like. The record is from RefSeq and is a predicted model, not a curated record. Lineage: Eukaryota; Metazoa; Chordata; Actinopteri; Salmoniformes; Salmonidae. Gene Ontology annotation, molecular function: protein binding.